GAAAAUCUGAGUCAACUGAGACAUAAAGGGGAUGGCCAUCCCCGCCCUCCAAGGCUGGCACCCCGGCGAAGUCGCCAUCCAACGCCAACUGGGCUACGCGACCGCCGUAUCAUCUCAUUGGACUGCGGUCGAAAACCAGCUUCGUGAACAACAUCAAAUAUUCCACACCUCGAAUUUGCCGUUCAUUCCACUCACGACUACCGAUGCUGAUGGACGGCCCUGGGGUGGAAUAGUUGCAGGAUCGACGGGAACUGUCGGGUUCGUAGACAGUCCAGGUUUAAAGUCGUUGGUUUUCCGAGCACGAUUAUGGGAGGGCGAUCCAAUAUUAUCGACCCUUCAGGGGUGGACAUCAUUGAAAGAUAUCAACAAUCACCAAAUGGAAGGCAGAAUAUCGGAAAAGAGGUCAUUGACCGCUGGGUUGGGGAUCGAAUUUCCGACGCGGAGAAGGAAUAAGUUUGCGGGGAAAAUUUACAUGGUAAAGGCGAUGUCACACCACGAUUAUAUAUUUGAAGUUGAGAUUACUGAGGCGCUGGGCAAUUGUCCAAAGUAUAUAAAUGUGCGUCAACUUGACCCGUUCCCGUGGGCGAAACCAUACCUCGCUUACCAAUCACUGCAUAUGGCACCAACGGAGAAGCUACCUGCGGAAGUGAUUGAUAUCAUAGAAUCCGCCGACACGGUCUUUGUGGCAACAAUACACAGACCUGACGCUACCUCCGCAGCAAUGUUUCCCGCACACGCGGGCAUGAACUCUCGUGGCGGCUUACCCGGGUUUCUACGGGUGAAGCCAUCGGACCGACGCAGCGUUGUCCUGCCUGAUUACUCUGGUAACAGAUUCAUGAAUAGUCUUGGCAAUAUCGAAUCAAGCGGAUUAGCAGGGUUUACGAUCAUCUCUUUCACAACCGGCGACAUCCUGUAUUUGACCGGUGCGGCAAGGAAUUUUGUUGGGCAAUCUGCUCUCCAAAUUAUGUCUAAACACGCAAUAAUUACUGUUCUUGAAACCACCGGAUUUACGCUUGUUCGGAACGCACUACCCGUGAGACAGCGCAAUGGGACGGAAGUUGGGCGCAGUCCCUACACACCCAAAGUCAAAUAUUUGGUCGGAGAACGACAUGCAGAUGCGACUGGUACACAGGGGCACAAGGCAAAACUAGAAAAGGGGAUGCAACCGUCAGAUGACCUGGCCGUUAUCAGGUUUAAUGUAGUCCCUAAGGACGGCAUUCAGCCGUUAAGGAUCCGACCAGGCCAAGCUAUAGUGCUAGAUUCCAUGGACUGGAUUGGUCCACCGCAGUACCAGCAUAUGGCGGAUUCAGCACCUGGGUCGAUUAAUGAUGACCGUGUGCGAACAUGGACAGUAUCUAGCGCACACGAAGAUACCGAUGUCACAUGGUUUGAAUUAACAAUGCGGGAGAUGAUGGGUGGUGUCGUGACAAAAGCUCUGUUUGAUGUCUUGAGGAAUUCGCCGCCAGAUAGAUGGGAUUAUGCUAUUCCUCUUGAGGGAGAUGUUGUCACAGAUAUUGUGGGUGUAACAGGGGAUUUUGCAUUAAAUAAAAAGGAGGUCAACCUGCUGCUAAUUGCUGGAGGAAUCGGGAUCACGCCCAUUCUAGCCAUACUCAAAGCACUGGGUGCACGCGAGAACACCCCACAAGGUGACAUUGUGCUUGUGUUAUCAACAAGAGAGCCGGAUGUCAUGCUUACACUCAUCGAAAUGGCUUUGGAUAAGGUUUCAUCGGCUGUCAAGGUAAAAAUAGAUCUAUUCACCAGCCACUCUGUUAACCUAAAUACCCGAACGCCAAACAAAAGAUGUACAAGCAUCGCUAUAUAUAAAGGUCGACUUGGACAAGAAUACUGGAAAACCAGCGCCACAGACAAAGACGUGUUCAUAUGUGGACCCAAGGCCUUCGCAGAUACUGCUGUGGAUGGAUUACAGUCCAUCAGUGUGCCAAACGAGCUAAUUCAGCGGGAGGGAUUUUAUUAA
This is a messenger RNA of Aspergillus neoniger CBS 115656, 1975 nucleotides long. Its product is annotated as putative oxidoreductase, FAD-binding. The transcript has 2 exons. NCBI's taxonomy places the organism in Eukaryota, Fungi, Ascomycota, Eurotiomycetes, Eurotiales, Aspergillaceae. The coding region runs from base 32 to 1975 and encodes 647 amino acids. The record is from RefSeq and is a predicted model, not a curated record. Gene Ontology annotation, molecular function: oxidoreductase activity.